Messenger RNA from Asparagus officinalis (garden asparagus), 2515 nucleotides. RefSeq names its product nucleolar GTP-binding protein 1-like. The record is from RefSeq and is a predicted model, not a curated record. The transcript has 3 exons. Gene Ontology annotation, biological process: ribosomal large subunit biogenesis. Gene Ontology annotation, cellular component: nucleolus. NCBI's taxonomy places the organism in Eukaryota, Viridiplantae, Streptophyta, Magnoliopsida, Asparagales, Asparagaceae. The coding region runs from base 72 to 2123 and encodes 683 amino acids. Gene Ontology annotation, molecular function: GTP binding; GTPase activity; RNA binding.
CUCGGAAAACUUCUCUUUUUCGAUCAGCCGCCCACCCGCAGCCUGUUCAAUCCUAGUCAUAUAACGGAAAGAUGGUGCAGUACAACUUUAAGAAGAUCACUGUGGUUCCUUCAUGCAAGGACUUCAUCGACAUCGUCCUCUCUCGUACACAAAGGCAAACACCGACUGUCGUCCACAAGGGAUAUGCCAUCAACCGUAUCCGCCAAUUUUACAUGAGGAAGGUGAGGUACACGCAAGAAAACUUCAGUGAGAAACUCUCAGCCAUCAUUCUCGAGUUCCCUCGGUUAGAUGACAUCCAUCCUUUUUAUGGCGAUCUCCUCCAUGUUCUUUAUAACAAGGACCACUAUAAGCUUGCACUCGGCCAAAUUAACACCGCAAAGAACAUCAUUACAAAAAUUUCAAAAGACUAUGUAAAGCUGCUUAAAUAUGGUGAUUCUCUCUAUCGGUGCAAAUGCUUGAAGGUUGCUGCCCUUGGUCGGAUGUCAACUGUUAUAAAGCGCAUAGGCCCUAGCUUGGCGUAUUUAGAGCAGAUACGGCAACACAUGGCAAGACUCCCUUCGAUCGACCCCAAUGAGCGUACAAUAUUGAUUUGUGGAUACCCAAAUGUCGGCAAGAGCUCUUUUAUCAACAAGAUUACGAGGGCUGAUGUGGACGUUCAGCCAUAUGCUUUCACUACCAAAUCUCUCUUUGUUGGCCAUACUGAUUACAAGUAUCUACGUUACCAAGUGAUUGAUACUCCUGGGAUUCUCGACCGUCCAUUUGAGGACAGGAAUAUUAUAGAAAUGUGCAGCAUUACAGCCUUGGCUCAUUUGAGGUCAGCAGUGCUCUUUUUCCUCGACAUUUCAGGAUCUUGUGGGUACACCAUAGCACAGCAAGCUGCUUUGUUCCACAGUAUCAAAUCACUAUUCAUGAACAAACCACUGAUCAUUGUUUGCAACAAGAUUGAUCUACAACCACUUGACGCACUUCCUGAAGAGGACAGGAAGCUGGUUAUGGAGAUGAAGUCUGAGGCAGCAAAGACUAUAGUUGCACAAGGUGGGGAUGUGAAAGAUGACAAUGUCUUGCUCUCUAUGAGUACUUUAACUGAAGAUGGAGUGAUUGCCGUUAAGAAUGCUGCCUGUGAUAGACUUUUGGACCAAAGAGUGCAGAUAAAGAUGAACUCAAAGAGGAUGAGCAGCUGCUUGAACCGGUUUCAUGUUGCAGAGCCAAAGCCUCGAGACAACAAGGAGCGACCACCGUGCAUCCCUCAGGCAAUUCUUGAAGCCCGUGCGAAGAAAAGUGCGGAGAAGGAGAAGAGGAAGCUUGAAAAGGAUUUGGAGGAGGAGAAUGGUGGUGCUGGUGUAUACUCUGCUAGUCUCAAGAAACAUUACAUAUUAGCCAAUGACGAGUGGAAGGAGGACAUAAUGCCUGAGAUUUUAGAUGGACAUAAUGUAUAUGAUUUCGUUGAUCCUGACAUUUUGCAGAGAUUGGAGGAGUUGGAGCAUGAAGAGGGGAUGCGAAUGGAAUCAGAGGGAGUUGAAGUUGAGAUGGAUGGAUUGGAUUUGGAGUUGACCCCCGAGGAGAAAGAGGCUCUAGCUGCUAUCAGGAGAAAGAAGAGCUUGAUGGUCCAGGAGCAUAGAAUAAAGAAGAGUACAGCUGAGAGCAGACCCAUUGUACCUAGAAAAUUCGACAAGGAUAGGAAAUUCACAUCUGAGAGGAUGGGGAGGCAACUUUCUUCUCUUGGCAUGGAUCCAUCUGCUGCCAUUGAUCGUGUCCGUGGGAGGUCUCUAUCAAGAAAAGGCCGUAAGAGAGAUAGAUCAUUGGCUAAUGAUGAUAAUGGAAGUGAAGCUAUGGAUGUUGAUGAUGGCGAUGGAUCGAACAAGAAGAUGAGAAUUAGGUCUAGGUCAAGGUCCAUGUCAAUGUCUAGGUCAAGAUCACGAUCACGACCUCCUGGUGAAGUUGUGCCUGGAGAAGGAUUUAAGGACUCGGCACAGAAGCUCACAGCACUCAAGAUUGCUAAGAAAUCUGUGAAGAUGAGGAAUAAGGAUGCUCGACGAGGAGAGGCGGAUAGAGUCAUUCCUAACUUGAAGCCAAAGCAUCUGUUUUCAGGAAAGAGGUCAAUCGGAAAGACUCAGAGACGUUAAGGAAGCAAUUUUCGUCAAAGAACAAGAGAUGCGUUUACUUCUUUGGAAUUUUUGUUUGAGAGCAGUUUUGUUUAGUCUAUGUUGAUUGUUGUUUUUUAUAUUCCCCUUAUCACUCAUGUAGCUUAUUUAAGGUACCUACUAUGGAGGUUUUUCUUAUUGAAGGAUUGAAGGAUUGUUUCGGUAAGAUAAAAUGAUAGUAUUUGAAUGGUUUUUUUUUUCCUUUCAGCUUUGUUAAAGUUGGAACUUUGUGAUAUGUGUAAUGACUUUGUUCAGGGACUUGUAUCCUGUUACGUGUGAUCAUGUCUAUGAAGACGUCCAUCCAUUGUUGAAGGUUUGAACCAAGUCGCCAAAUGAUGAGAUUUCCAUGCAGAUAGCAUCUUGGAUUGUAUUUA